UCUCCGCGCGCCCGGGGCACGCCGCGCGCGAGGCACGACGGGACUUGUAGUUCCGAGGCCGCUCGACGCUCCGCCCGCGCGGCGCCACGUGACCUCGCGCUGGCGGAAGUGACGCGGCAAGACAGGCGUGGCGAGCCCGGGCGUUUCCGCAAACAGAAUGGUGAAUGGCCGUGCCGUGUUCAUGAAGCUUUAUCAAUCCAAGUAGCCCAAAAUGGAGAAUUCCACAAACACAGAGGAAUGUGGGGAGAUGCCUCUUGAAGAAGCAUCAGCAAAGUCUGAAUCGGAGUCUGCCUUCAGUGCUAGUGAGAACACAGCGGCUCCUGGACCCGGGCUUUCUAAGACGCUGGCCUGCGAGCAGGCAUGUGCACCACAGAAAGCGAAAGGGUCUGAAGACAAGCUUGAAAAGGAGAGCUCCAGUUCUGCGGGUGAGGACGACAUCUCAAAGAGAAGGGAGGUAGAAACUGAGGACGGCCCCCGCGAGCCUUGCCCUGGGGAUGGCCCUCAACAGAAGAGAAAAAGAGAACUCGAAGAUGUUCCCGAGGACGGCCCGGGCGAACCUGGCACCGGAGAUGGCCCUCAGAAAAAGAGAAAAACAGACCUUGAAGAAGUUCCUGAUAAGCAGAAGAAGUUGGAACAUGGGCAUGGCUCAGCGGUGGCUGCCCACUAUAAUGAACUUCAGGAAGUUGGUUUGGACAAGCGUAGUCAGAGUCGUAUAUUUUACUUAAGGAACUUCAAUAAUUGGAUAAAAAGCGCUCUUAUUGGGGAAUUUUUAGAAAAGGUUCGAGAGAAAAAGAAACGUGACAUCGCUGUUUUGGAUCUGGGAUGUGGCAAAGGUGGAGAUUUGCUGAAGUGGAAGAAGGGUAGAAUCCACAAGCUCGUGUGUACUGAUAUCGCUGAUGUCUCGGUCCAGCAGUGUCAGCAGCGUUACGAAGACAUGAAAAAUCGUCGUGACGGUGAUCAGAUUUUCAGUGCAGAAUUUAUAACUGCCGACUGUUCAAAGGAGCUUGUGAUUGGCAAACUUCGUGAUCCAGAAAUGUGCUUUGACAUCUGCAGUUGUCAGUUUGUUUGUCAUUACUCAUUUGAGUCCUACGAGCAGGCCGACAUGCUACUCAGAAAUGCUUGUGAGAAACUCAACCCUGGCGGCUAUUUUAUUGGUACCACUCCCGACAGCUUUGAACUGAUAAAACGCCUUGAAACAUCAGAAACAGAAUCUUUUGGAAAUGAAAUCUAUACUGUGAAAUUUCAGAAGAAAGGAGAAUAUCCUCUGUUUGGCUGCAAAUAUGACUUCAACUUGGAAGGUGUUGUGGAUGUCCCUGAAUUCUUGGUUUAUUUUCCACUGCUAAAUGAAAUGGUGAAGAAGUAUAAUAUGAAACUAGUCUACAAGAAAACAUUUCUGGAAUUUUAUCAAGAAAAGAUUAAGAACAAUGAAAACAAAAUGCUGUUGAAACGAAUGCAGGCCCUAGAGCCAUAUCCUGCAAAUGAGAAUUCGAAACCUGCUUCUGAGAAGGAGGAUGACUACAAGCAUGCUGCAGAGUACAUGAGGAAGAGUCAAGUGAGGCUGCCUUUGGGAACCUUAAGUAAAUCGGAAUGGGAAGCUGCAAGUAUUUACUUGGUUUUUGCCUUUGAGAAGCAGCAGUGAACACGCGGACAGUAGCCGCUCACGUAGCCGUGCUCUGCCUGACAGUCGUGAAAAGCCAUCGCCCAUAGAGCGGCAGCUCUGUUUUCACUCUGCACAUGCAGGGUGCUGCCAGAAACUCCAAGACUUGCUGUCUGUGACAGAUGAACUUUGGUGUGUGUAUAUAAGGAGCUGGGACCUUUGUCUUUAAAAAUCUAUUUUUAAGUAAUGUUCACAGAAGCCCAUUUACCUUUACUCUGUUAGCGCAAAGCUUUCAUCAUGUGACUUGUUAGGCAGCCGUACUGUUUCUACAGUGGUUUUUGUUCAGUAUGUAUUUACAGUGUUCAAUUUAUUGCAAUUGUAGAAUUGAUGAGGAGA
This is a messenger RNA of Ochotona princeps (American pika), 1993 nucleotides long. It is a transcript of the gene RNMT, whose product is annotated as RNA guanine-7 methyltransferase. Gene Ontology annotation, biological process: 7-methylguanosine mRNA capping. The record is from RefSeq and is a predicted model, not a curated record. The transcript has 12 exons. Gene Ontology annotation, cellular component: nucleus. Lineage: Eukaryota; Metazoa; Chordata; Mammalia; Lagomorpha; Ochotonidae. Gene Ontology annotation, molecular function: mRNA 5'-cap (guanine-N7-)-methyltransferase activity. Bases 212 to 1639 code for a protein of 475 amino acids.